This is a messenger RNA of Bradysia coprophila, 13318 nucleotides long. RefSeq names its product voltage-dependent calcium channel type A subunit alpha-1-like. Gene Ontology annotation, molecular function: calcium ion binding; high voltage-gated calcium channel activity. The record is from RefSeq and is a predicted model, not a curated record. Gene Ontology annotation, biological process: calcium ion import across plasma membrane; chemical synaptic transmission. Gene Ontology annotation, cellular component: membrane; voltage-gated calcium channel complex. NCBI's taxonomy places the organism in Eukaryota, Metazoa, Arthropoda, Insecta, Diptera, Sciaridae.
CAUUCAUCGUUGGAAGAUCCGCACAAAACGAUAUACCAUACUAAAAAGCGUACUAAAACUACACCGUUUUCCAUGAAUUUUUCUUAAAAAUCAUGCAUUGAUUUUCUUUAACUUUGCUACGGCGAAUGCUAUAUCCGCCACAUGACUGAAAGAGACGACCGUAUGUGUUUUUGUCGUUUGUAAUGGACCGAACGGAGUCAUUUUGUCUGAACUGAAUUCCCAUGCCAUUUUAUAUCGUCAGUAGGGUGAAAAGUGCGUGAGGAUAUAGUUUGCAUGCACUAAAGCUGCUAAAUAUUCUGUGUUGUACUUGUAUGUGACUUGCAAAAAGAAAAACAGAAAAGAAAUUGUUUUAAAAAUAAUAAUAAUAAUAAUCAUAAAUAAAGAAAAACAUUUUACUAUCUCCCAAGAUGUGUUUAUUGUAAUGUUAUUUUAUUCAUUUACGUUUAUGUUUGAUGGUUUAGUCGAUAGAGAGUUUUUCCGCAAACGAAAAAUAUUUUAUUGUGUGAAGUAAAAUAAAAAAAAAUGAACGCGGAAAUAUUUUCUUUUUCAUAUAAGUUCAUUUGAGUGUGUUUUAUGUAUGUUUACUUGGAAAAAAAAGCUUUGCAACAUAAUAUUAUGUACAUAUACAAUGAAAGAGCAGGAUAGGCCACCCAUUUGGAUCGUCUCCAAUUUUGGAUUAAAUUUUUCGUAGGUCCAGAGAUGUAUCAAGGGUUUAGUUCGCUUUUAUAUAACAUCAACGAAGCAAGUGCAGCGUAAUUUUGCUCUUGAAUUUUUCUUUUCUCUGUGUGUUGGAGUUUUCAGUCACGUUAGAUCCAUCUAUGACGUCGGAUGAAUUUGAUCAAAAAAAAUGAAUUCACAAUUGCCGGGCAGCUAGUCAAUUUUUCAAAAUCACAUUUUAUUUUAUAAUUUUCCAUCGCCGAAAAACAUCUUUGAUAUACAUAUCGCCUACGAUCCGGACGUAUAACCAAAAAUAAAAAUAAAUGAAAAAUCGUUUGUGGUAUGGAUUAAGUGGCAAACACCGCUAUUUGUGUGCAUAAAAUGUUGGCAGCGGCACAAGACGCACACACAGAUCAGGGCCCAACUGUAAAUGAGCCCCAUAAGCGAAAAAGCAAGAAAAAGAAAGGUCAGCAUGACGGACCUCUGCCAACAUCACUAUUUAUAUUCACAGAGAAGAACAUCGUUCGAAGAUGUACCCGAUUCCUUAUCGAAUGGCCGCCCUUCGAAUAUGCUGUUAUACUAACAAUUAUCGCAAACUGUGUUGUGAUGGCAUCCGAGGAGCAUUUAUCGAAAAAGGAUAAAACCAUUCUUGCUCAAGAGCUGGAGAGCACAGAAUCAUAUUUCCUGUGCAUAUUCACCGUCGAAGCAACUGUUAAGAUUAUUGCAUUAGGGUUGGUACUUCAUGAAAACUCGUAUCUUAGAAAUAUAUGGAAUUUUAUGGAUUUUUUCGUUGUAGUUACUGGGAUCAUCACCCAAUUACCACAGUUGCCAGAUCUAGAUCUCAAAAUAUUAAGAUCGAUUCGUGUUCUACGACCUUUAAAAUUAGUAUCUGGAGUUCCUAGUCUACAAGUUGUAUUAAGUUCAAUUAUAAAAGCAAUGGCACCGUUACUUCAAAUUGGACUGUUGGUCUUAUUUGCUAUUGUUAUUUUUGCAAUUAUUGGUCUGGAAUUUUAUUCGGGGAUAUUGCACAAAACUUGUUAUUUAAUCGAAGAUUUAGAUCAAUAUGUUGAUGAUCCUCCAAGCCCAUGCCAUCCCGUCAUAGCAUCCGAACCGGGUGAACCGACAGGCGCAAAUUUUUGCGUGAACACAACGUCGGUGUGUUUGGAGAAGUGGAUUGGUCCGAAUAAUGGUAUAACCAGUUUUGAUAAUAUAGGAUUUGCUAUGCUUACGGUAUUUCAGUGCAUAACUAUGGAGGGUUGGACGUCAAUAUUGUAUUGGACUAAUGAUGCUAUCGGUUCAGGAUUCAAUUGGAUUUAUUUCGUACCUCUAAUAAUAUUGGGGUCAUUUUUUAUGCUCAAUCUUGUUCUUGGCGUUCUCAGCGGUGAAUUCGCUAGAGAAAGAGAGAAAGUAGAAAAUAGACAAGAAUUUUUAAAACUGAGACAACAGCAGCAAGUCGAAAAAGAACUGAACGGAUAUGUUGAGUGGAUAUGUAAGGCCGAGGAAAUAAUAUUGGGCGAGGAUAGGACAACGGAAGAGGAACGAAUGCAUAUAAUGGAAGCUCGACGAAAAGCAGCAGCCAAAAGGAAUAAACUAAAAAAUUUAGGAAAAUCAAAAUCGACUGACACAGAAGACGAAGAUGCAAGUGAAGAGUGCACGGAAGAUGGUUUUCUUAUAUCAAAAGUGAAAUCUCUAGGAAAUUGCAAAGGCUUUUGGAAAGCUGAGAAACGUUUUCGAUUUCGGAUCCGACAUGCAGUUAAAGCACAAUGGUUUUACUGGUUCGUUAUUGUUUUAGUGUUUCUUAACACAAUUUGUGUGGCAGCAGAACACUAUGGACAGCCAAAAUAUUUGACUGAUUUUUUAUACUAUGCCGAGUUCGUUUUCCUCGGUAUCUUCAUGCUAGAAAUGUUAAUCAAAAUGUACGCACUCGGCGCAGGCGUUUACUUUGAAUCCGCAUUUAAUCGUUUCGACUGUGUAGUGAUAUUAGGUUCCAUAUUUGAGGUAAUUUGGUCAGCCCUCAAAGACGAUUCAUUCGGAUUGUCUGUGCUACGAGCACUGAGACUGUUGCGAAUAUUCAAAGUUACCUCGUAUUGGUCAUCGCUACGUAAUUUAGUUAUAUCGUUGUUGAAUUCAAUGCGAUCGAUCAUAUCGUUGUUGUUUCUCCUCUUCCUGUUUAUUCUGAUAUUUGCGCUGCUGGGCAUGCAGCUGUUUGGCGGUUCAUUCAAUUUCGAUGAAGGAACACCGCCCGCCAAUUUCAACACGUUUGCAAUAGCAUUGCUGACGGUCUUUCAAAUAUUAACCGGAGAGGAUUGGAAUGAAGUUAUGUAUCAUGGAAUACAGUCGCAGGGUGGCUAUGAAAGUGGAAUGAUGUACUCACUAUAUUUCAUUGUGUUGACAAUGUUUGGAAACUAUACGCUGCUAAAUGUGUUCUUGGCUAUCGCUGUCGAUAAUUUGGCGCAAGCUCAAGAACUAACUGCUGCCGAAGAAGAAAAGGCCGAAGAAGAUAAAGAGAAGCAAUUGCUUGAACUGCAAAAGGAAAUGGAAGCACUGAAGGGUGGCGACGGAUCAAUUGGCAAUAUUGAAGCUUUGACAAGAGAAGAAAAGAAGAAGGAAGAAGAACAAAAAGAGGACGACGAACCGAAAGAUGGUCCCAAGCUUAUGUUACCGUAUUCAUCGAUGUUCAUUUUAUCACCCACAAAUCCAAUUCGUCGAGCCGCACAUUGGGUUGUAAAUCUACGAUAUUUUGAUUUCUUCAUUAUGCUGGUGAUCGGUAUGUCAUCGAUAGCGCUAGCCGCCGAAGAUCCCGUGAAUGACAAAUCUGAACGAAACGUGUUCUUGAACAAUUUGGAUUAUGCGUUCACCGGCGUAUUUACGAUAGAGUUUCUACUAAAAGUUAUAGAUUUAGGCAUUAUAUUGCAUCCGGGAAGCUAUCUCCGUGAAUUUUGGAAUGUUAUGGAUGCAGUAGUUGUGAUAUGUGCGGCCGUUAGCAUCGGUUUUGACUUGUCUCUUGAGGGUGAAAAUAAAGGAGCUGUCGCACAAAAUCUAUCCACAAUAAAGUCGUUACGUGUAUUAAGGGUAUUGCGGCCACUUAAAACUAUAAAACGUGUUCCAAAGCUAAAGGCUGUGUUCGAUUGUGUCGUUAACUCACUUAAAAACGUUGUAAAUAUAUUAAUCGUGUACAUAUUAUUCAACUUUAUUUUUGCUGUAAUUGGCGUUCAGUUGUUCAAUGGGAAAUUUUUUCAUUGCACUGAUGAAAGUAAACACACUGCCAUUGAUUGUCAAGGUUCGUUUUUCACGUAUGGUGGUUCAAGCAGUCUUCCGGAAGCGAAACCACGAAAAUGGUUAUCACAAAGCUUCCACUACGAUAAUGUUGCAACGGCGAUGUUAACACUAUUCGCAGUGCAGACUGGCGAGGGAUGGCCACAAGUACUCCAAAAUUCCAUGUCAGCGACUUAUGAGGACAAGGGACCACUUCCGAAUUUUCGCAUCGAAAUGUCAAUAUUUUAUAUCGUUUACUUCAUAGUGUUUCCAUUCUUCUUCGUUAACAUCUUCGUGGCCUUGAUUAUUAUAACAUUUCAAGAGCAAGGUGAAGCCGAGCUGCAAGAUGGUGGAAUCGAUAAGAAUCAGAAAUCGUGCAUCGAUUUCGUUAUCGGUGCACGUCCACUGGAACGAUAUAUACCAAGCAAACGUACCGGAUUCAAAUACAAAAUCUGGCAAUUUGUGGUGUCGACGGGUUUCGAAAACUUCAUCAUGACGCUCAUUGCAUUCAAUACCAUUUUGCUAAUGAUGAAGUCACACAAUCAAGGACCAGUUUAUGAGAAGGCCACCCGUAUCAUCAACAUGGUCUUCACUGGCUUUUUCAGCUGUGAAACAAUUUUAAAGAUAAUCGGAUUUGGUGUGAAGAACUUUUUCCUGAAAGAUCCAUGGAAUGUGUUCGACUUUGUCACCGUUAUCGGAAGUAUAUCGGAUGCGGUGAUCCAGGAAACAUUGGGUUCCGGUUACAGUAUAGGUUUUCUAAAAUUGUUUCGAGCUGCCCGUUUAAUUAAAUUAUUAAGACAAGGUGCCACUAUUCGUAUGCUUCUGUGGACCUUUGUACAGUCAUUUAAAGCCCUUCCCUACGUUUGUUUGCUGAUUGCGAUGCUGUUCUUUAUAUAUGCCAUCAUCGGGAUGCAGAUGUUCGGAAACAUCGCCAUAUCCGACGAGCGUUCCAUCAAUAGGCACAAUAACUUUCAAUCAUUCAUCCAAGGACUGAUGUUACUGUUUCGCUGUGCAACUGGAGAAGCGUGGCCUAGCAUAAUGUUAGACUGUUUGAAGCCACAAAAAUGUCAGUUGGUCUAUUUCCGGAACGGAACAAUUGACCAAAACGCGUCGAAGAAAGAAGAUGAAACUUGUGGGUCGCCUGUAUCGUAUGCGUAUUUCGUGUCCUUUAUCUUUUUCUGUUCGUUUUUGAUGUUAAAUUUAUUCGUUGCUGUUAUCAUGGAUAAUUUCGAUUAUUUAACCCGAGACUCCAGUAUACUUGGUGCUCACCACUUGGAUGAAUUUGUUAGGAUUUGGUCCGAAUAUGAUCCAGUCGGAACAGGUAAAAUCCACUUUACUGAAAUGUAUGACAUGCUGAAAAACAUCGAACCUCCACUGGGCUUUGGCAACAAAUGUCCGUACCGACUAGCGUACAAGAAACUGAUACGCAUGAAUAUGCCAGUCGAUGUGGAUGGCAAGGUAGCAUUUACGACAACACUUUUCGCCCUAAUUAGAGAAAAUUUGGAUAUUAAGAUGAGACUUGCCAAUGAAAUGAAUCAAGCUGACGAAGAGCUUCGAGAAACGAUUAGUCAAAUUUGGCCACUACAGGCAAACAAAAUGCUCGAUCUAUUGGUGCCACCAAUUCAUCAAUUGAACAAAAAUAAUUUAACCGUCGGCAAGAUCUACGGUGGUCUAUUAAUUUUGGAAACGUGGAAAAACACUAAGUUUUAUGAGCUGAAAAUGCAGAAGGAGCAAAAGUUACUUGAAGCCGAAGCUCUGGCAGCAGAAGCAAAACUUCAUCCGGACGGCAUGCUCAAUGGUGAUCUAAGAAACGGUGAGUCACCACUAGAUCGGACGCCGAGUCCACGUAACCGCAUUGCAUAUCAUCCUCACUACGAUACCGGUUUCUUUGAUACGAUAUCGAAUGUUGUAGAAAAUUCGAAAGGGAGCAGAGGUCUGCGAAGACAACGUCGUCAUUAUCCGCUAGCAAGACAUCGAAGAGGUUCAUGGUCUGCGUCAACGAGUCCAGCUCGUUCGCCGUCGCCAAUUCGUUACUCGCAUAGUAACGGUCAUCAUCGUAAGCGCAAUCGUAAAUUUGGUACCACUAGCCUAUGUCAAAAAUCGAGAUCACCCAGUCCCGAUCAACUCUUGGAAUUACACGAAAUAGAUAGACUUAGGGAAAUGGAAGGUCACCUAGUUCAACAUAGUCAUCCGGUUUUAAUGAAUCGCAGGGGACAACGAAGAAGAUUACCUCCAACUCCAAACAAACCAUCAACUCUACAAACAAGGCCAACUAAUAUUAAUUUUCCCAAAUUGAAUACCAGUCCAACAUACGCUAGUUAUUUCACACCCCAUAGUGUUCAAUCCUUGCCACAUUCUCGUGAUAUUUUACGUGAUCACAAAGAUUCCUUUUAUACUAGCAGUAAUCGUGAGCGUAUACGUGAUGUCGGCCUUCGGUACGAUUACCGAGACCGUGAACGCGAACUCUUCGAAUGGGAAUGUGAUCGAGAAAGAGAAUUUGAACAAGCGCUAGCAUCUCCCGUCUUAAACGGACACACGCAGCGAGUGUUGUAUGUGGGUCCGAGUGUGGGAUAUUCGGAUGCAGAUGAUGAAGAUUGGUGCUAGCAAAGACUGUUACUUUAGAAAAAAUAAAAAAAUUAUGAAAACGAUAACGUUAAGAUUAAAUAAAAAAAAAAAUAACAAAAUGAGGAAUGAAAACAGACAAAGAAUAAAUUUGUAAUCGAAGGCGGAAAAGGUUUAACUAUUAUUGGCCACCUCAGGACAACUCUUACAAUGUAUCAAACAAUAGGAAAUAAAUUUAUUUAUACGAAAUUAAAUGAAGAAAAUUUUGACGACAAAAAGAAAUAUCUCUCUGAAACAUAAACAUAUGAUCAUUAUUUCCCUCAGUUUUUAAUUUUAGAAAAAAUAAUUUCAAAAAAUAAAAUAAAAAUGAUAAAAAAUCCAAAAAAAAAUCAAAAAAAAAUUGAUUGCGCGCCUGUUGUCACAUCAAUAGCCGUUUAUAAAGUACAUUUUAAACAUUAUAGUCCAUUUUGAUAAAAACUCAUACAUACACUUAUAAUAAUAUGCUACUACUGCCGAUAUGAGAAUGUUUGACGUUGAUUGAUCGAACGAAAAGUAAAAUGAAAGAAAGAAAAAAAAAGUUAUUUAAAAAAAUUGAAAUAUAGGAUAUUGCCAUUGUGCCAUAUUUAUAGCAUUUUUUGAUCUUAUUGACAAUAUUAAUUAUAUAAAUUUUAUUAAUAUUAUAAAACACCCAACACAUACACACAGACACCCACACAUAUUAUUAUUAUGAUUAUUAUUAUUAUUACUGUCAUAAUUAUACGUUGUUUACAGUUUAAAAAGAAAAAGAAAUAUGAAACAAACCAGAAUAUUAAAAAAAAAAAUUAAAAUAAUAUUUCAACCAAAAACAACACAAAAAAUAAAUAAAUUGAAGCAAUAAAAUUACUUUUUGCAUAUCCCAUGUAACAUUUAUAUAUCAGAAGUGAAUCUUGUCGAGCAAACAGAUAAAUAUAUAUAUUUGUUCUGUUUCAUUCCUGUAGAUUUUUAAUGUUAUUAUACCAAAUAUUAUAAAAGAAAAUUAACCAAAAUUGUAAAUAUUAAACAAACAAAAAAAAUAAUUAAUUAUAGUCAGCAUUUAUAUAUAGUAUAUAUCGCUCUUGGUAGCCAAAACUGAAAGAAUUUUUAAAUUUUAUCGUUUAUUCGGUAGCAAUGUAUACGAUGAUGUGAAAAAAUGGGAAAUGUUUUACUGGUUAUUCUGCCUCAUUUCUUCUGUAUUGUGUUAUCCCUAUUUUAAUACCAUCAAGCGUGGAUACAGUAUUGUAUCAUUGAGCCCUUGAUAUUUUAAACAAUGUGAGGUGCUGACACAGUCUUCUAUAUGGGGUUAUUAAGCUCGUAGAUGGUGAAAAAGAAGCGAAAAUCUUAAAAAGCUGAAGUUUUUCAAGUGAGUCUCCAUUUCUAAACAUUUUGGCAAACUAACGAAUUGAGUCAGCACCAUGCCAUGCUCUAAUAUUUCAAAUAUUUAUGUUUUUGUAAUGUGUGAAUCGAAAAUCAUUUUUUUUUUAAACAACAGCUUUUGAUUCAUGGUUUUUCUGUUCAUCUGUCCGAGUGACACACUUUUUUUUUUGCAUGAAGCACCCAUGCCAAAUAUAUUUUGACGAUUAGGAAGCUACGGAAGCUCUUCACCAUCUCCACCAUUAAAAUAGCCGUAAUUUGAGUUUCAAGCAAUGACUAGAUUGACAAGAUCUUUUUAGUAUUUAAAUGUACCGCUGAAGCUAAAAUUUAAUCGAUACCUUGAGAGAAAUUAAAGUCACACAAUGAAGUGAAAUGAAGUGAAGUGGAAAUGGGAUCAUAACAUAGCGUGAUCGUAAAUUGAUCAGAAAUGAUCAAAACUAUAACUGAUGAAAAUCUUACCAAUCUUUGAGAGACAUUUGAUGAGUCACAUUACCAGUAAAAUGAAGUAAAUAAAUUGAUGCUUGACGAAUUGUACACAUUUGCAGGAUUGAUAAUGAUUUUAAAAUAUAAAGAUUUAGUUUCACACUGAAAUUUGUUUGCAAAAAAACGGUAAAACAUUUUCAACAUCAAACAUAAAAUUAAAACGAGAUGAUCUAUUUUAUACGCACACCAAAAAAAAAAGGAAAUUAAAGUAAAUCAAAGUGUUACCUUUGGCGAAACCUUAUCACGUCGCAUUACCCCCCAUGAGGGGAAUAUUUGAGAUAUUUUUGUUUUACCAUUUAGUCAGCUUAUCACAAAACUAAGUUGGCCGAAAAACAACUCCCGACCAUUUAUGGUACUCUAAUGCUCUUCUUACAAAAACAAAACUCAUAAUCAACGAAAACAUAUCAAGCGUUACAAAACAGACAUAUCUAAAAAGGUCACGCCUGAUUUCUGUAAUUAUUGAAAAAAAAAACGAAAACAUCUCUGUUCCAACGUCGAAAGCUUUAAAUACAUUUUGUGUGAUAAUGCGUGAAAAAGUGAUGGCUGCUAAUUAUCUUAUAUCCUAUUCACAGAAUAGUUGUUACCAUAUUACGUAAGAUGUGAUGUUAACUUAAUGGGUUCGAAAAAUAUUUACUGGAACUACCAACAUAUCCAAUUAGUACAUUCGGAUACCAAAACGCAGACAUAUCGAACAAAUGCACUUUCUGAAUCAAACAUUUUGAAUGAUAGACAUAGGCAAACACAUCUGAAAUAUUUUUGAAUUCAACAUCAACAUUAACCAUUUGUUUUGUCAGUGUAAUUGCAUAGCUGAACAGUUAAUCGUUUUGAUGUAUAAUUGACAACAAAACUCCAGAACAAUUGAGAGUUGUAUGUACAGAGGCUAUUAAAUGAAGUUUGUCCAUAGAAAGUUCAGAAUCAAGGACUAUUCAAAACUCAUAUCAAUAAUUUUUUUUUGUGUAAGGGAAAGGGAAAACCACCUCGGUUCACAUCGUUAUUUCGAAUUAAUUUAAAGUAUAAAACAAGUGUUCAUUAAAUAGCAACUAUACCGAUUUUUCUGAGAUAUCCUAGUGGCAUAGAUCAAAACAAAAAAUCCGUGUGCAUUUCUAUGAGGUUACGUGACCAUUACGACAAAUAUAAUCAAAACAAAUUUUGAAACUUUGAACCAUAUCCGAUAAUCCAGUGGCUCGAUCAUUGAAACAUCUUAAUCUUACGUAAAUUGGAUUUAAUUUAAAUUUUAAACUCUGUUUGCUCGGCUCGAUUCGAAAACAGUUUUACGUAACUGGCGAAACUAUUUAGCUUUUUCUUAAUUUUAAUAUAAAUAUAAAAAGAAAACGAAAAAAAAAGAAUAAAAUUUAAUAACGAACAUAUGUUAUCUUCCAUUUAACUUCAAAUUAAAUUAUAGUAAAAAAAUAUUAAAUUAUAUAUAAAAAAUGCAAUUUUUAUAAAAUAUUAGUCAUUAUAGGGGGAUGUAGCCCAUUAUUUCAAAAUUAUUAUCUACGUAGAAAAUUUUAACAUUAAAAAAUAACAAAUUAGACGUCACCAAAUAAUAAGAAAAAAAAAGUUUUUUAAUUUGUUCGAAGCGUAUAACGUGUUGUUUCAAAAAUACAUAAAUUAUAUUUAAAGAAAAAAAAACUACAAAAGCAAGAAAACAUUAUUUAUAUUAUAUACAAAUGCACAAUAAGUCAUCCAUUCGACCCCUGUAUAAAGACGACAAAACAAAUAUAUCAUAAAAAUAUCAUUAUAAACAGAACACGCAUUUUAAAAACGAUUUUAUUCCUCGAGAAAAAAAAAUAGAAAUUUAAAUUUUAUUUCGUUCAAAAUAUAAAAUCAGUUUCGAUUUCAAUUUGUUAUUUUUUAGUGGUAUAUAUUAUAAUGCCUAAUGUAUAAAUAAAGAAAAGAAAACAAAAUAAAUCUAGGCUCAUAACUUUAUACAUAUAUACUUCAUCCAUAAAUAUAUUCCAUUAAAAUUACUUAAAAUAGGAGGUUUAGGUUAAGUCUAACAAAAUUAUACACUGUUGCUUAAUAAUAAUAAUAAAAUAAAAAGAAAAGAAAAAUAAAAAUGAAAAAAUAAUAAAAAAUAGUAAAUAAUAGCAAUUAUAUAAAAAAGAAAGAAAAAAAACACAUUUUUGAUUAUAUGAGCCGAAUACAUGUUGACAACGUUCAAAACUCGCAUAGAUUCUGAUAAAAAACAAACCAAAAAACAAAACAAACAAAACAAACAAAAUACCUUUUCUAAGACACCAAAUCAGUAGGUUUGCACAUGAUUUUCUUUUAUAUUUUCGUCUAAGUAUCUGUUAUCACUUAACGUUCCAAACGGUUAGCCGAAUGUUUUCAAUCAAAGCUCGACAAUGUUCAAACGAAUAAAGUAAAAGUUUUAAAAUCAAUUUCGGAAAAAUAUUUCAGUCAAACGAUGUAAUAGAUCCGAUAGUAGACGUCACUUCUGUGAUUGAUCUUUUUAGUACUGAUUAAGCAUAGCGAUUGAAAUACAUCCCUCGCUGGAUAUAGUGAAGUCGAAUUAGCUUCAUAAAAUUGUUUUGGGUUACAAUUUUUAAGAUCGUGGAAAUUUCAGGGGUCCCAUAGACCUACCAACGCGUUCGUAUCUAUAUACAGCUAUAUUGAACUAUAUAAACCUAUAUUAAACUGUAUACUACUAUAUUUAGCUGUAAAAUGCCCACUUAUAGUUAUUUAUAGCUAAAUAUAGUGGAAAACAGCUUUAUAUGGCUGUGUAAUAGUCAGUUUAGUCAGAUCUUACUUUGAACAUUGGUUUAAUAAAUUUGAAUGUCAAAUAAUAUAAAGAGAAGUUUAAGUGUAAAGACUUAAAGAUACAUAAACUUUUGUCGUAAGAGUUAUAUUAUGUCAGACUAAUUUGGGUGCAAAGAUUCCGAAAAUGCAAUCCAUCGGCUGCUACCAAUGAAACACUCAAUUCUUGAAUCAAAUUCCUUCCCUAUACUAAAUGUAGCGCGUAGAUCGAUGUUAUGUGUGCUAUCAACGCACUUCAAGCGAUAGUGGUACUCUAAACAAGAAUUCUGAAACUGAACAGUGAAUCAUACAUAUUUUUGGCAUUUUUUUUUUUUCAAAUGAAAUAGUACUUCAUAAGAUCACGUUUGCUUGAAGUUGGUGACAAAUCAGACAAUUUCCAUAUCAUUGGAGAGGUGCAAGGUACCCCGAAAAUUCGUUCAAUCAACUCUGCGAUAUUGUAAAAUAGUCGGAUUCAAGAACGUUAUGAUGCAGUUAAAUUAGCCUCGGCAAGCUACGAAUGGGCCUGGGUGUGGAUUUUUAAGGUGUUACACACACUGAAUUUUAAAAACCGACACAUUUUCUGUUUCUGUGUUUUACUUGAGUUUCUGAUAACUUCAUAUAAAAAUACAUACAAAAUUCACAAAAAACCAGUAAACCACGAAAUAGAAAAUGUGUCAGUUUUCAAAAUUCUGCUACUGUAAUUAAAAUCGACGCACUCUAAUAUUCACAAAAUAUUCACUAAACAAAAUUCUUCAUAUAUAUAUCCUUUUGGAAACGAGUAAAAAUUCGAAUUUUUUCGCUGUCUUUUCACACGAAACUUUUUUUGAAAACAAUUUUUCCAAUAGUGUAUCGAAAUCCGGGCUUUAUCAUAACAUAGAUCACGCACAUACAUUAUCUCGUGUCAACGGCAUACAGCUGAACUUAAGAACUGAUAUCUCUACACUAUCACAGCAGAAAUGACUUAAUUUGAUCAGCACUGUUUUAAUGUGAUUAUUGAAAUGCACUGUCUAUGUGAACCAGCUAUCAUGAUGACUAUUGCCACUUUUAGUGUAAGUGGAAGUGAGCUGAUAAACAUAUUUGCUUUGGUGUUAUUAAUUAGCUUAAUUGAAAAUCAAUGUUUUUUUAAUUGUUGUUAUUACAGUAAGAAGCAUUCAAAUUUCGGCAUGUUUCAGCUGUGUUUCAGCUGAUCCAUACAACCAAUCAAAACUGUUUAUACGUCUUUAUAGGGUUUUACCACGCGCAUGCGUGUAACAGCUUCAAUCUUAUGUAGAAAUUUCACUGCAUCUAACUGUAGUGAUAUUUUUCACUAGGAUUUGUUUCUAAGACUCAUUCUUCAUUUCUAAAUUAUUUGUCAAAGUUUACGACUUCGUUAAUUGCAGCAUUCGAAUAGAACUAUUGGAACAUUAAAUUCAUUUUUUGUUGUUCUUGUACUGAUCUGACACAGUGCUCUAUUUUACUAACGGUGGUAAAUAAGCGACAUCUAACACACUCACACAGACUUAAUUCGAUAACUAAGUAUCCGAAAUAGGCUCACAUCUGCUAUCGACAGCGAUGUCGGGAAAAAGGAGCGAUUAGAUGUGACUAACCCUUCUUAUAUAUAUCCAAACCAACCCACUCCGACAAAAAAUGUAUGAGAAUAGCGUGAAUAGUGUCACACCCUUGAUCCAAACAUAAUUUAAAAGCAACCGAAGCAAAAAAUAUUCUGUAUCAAGAAAUACCAGAAAACAAUUUAAACACAAGAAGUACCAGACUCAAUCACUACAUUGUUAACCAGUCUUUAACUUCUUCGAAUUUUGACUCACUCUGUGAGUGGUAGUUUCCCUAAGAAACAUCAAAAAAGGUUUUUAAGAAUAGAAUUGAAUAGAAUCUACUAGGGUCAUACAUACACUUGAAAGUUUUAUCCUUCUAUCUAUCUCUCACUUAGCUAACUGGAUUUAUUUUGACGAUUCUCUACAUCCGAAUACGUUUGAAUGCCUCUUUAAUCAUUCUCCAGAGCACAUUUUCAAUCCGAAUGGUACACCACACCAGUAGCACCAAACCACAUUCAAUUAAAUUUUUGUUUUUAAAUAUUUUUAUGUAGAAGCAAAACGUGAACAUAACAGCAAAAGGUAGAUUUAUGCAUCCAAACAUCAUUUAUAACGAUCAUAACGACAAUCAAAUGUGUAUUCGGACUUUAACAUAAAAAAAUAAAUAAAAUUUAAUUCUUCUCCUAGUUGAAUAAUAACAAAACCAA